GCCUGCCAACUUUGGCCGUUCUCAUCAGUCUAUUCUGGUACAGACGCAGGAGGCCGUCACUGAAGAGUGACCCCGGGGGGACCGCAGCGGAGCAGGCGUCCAUAGGUGACCACCCAUCCAUCAGCCGUACCGCCGGCCAGUUGCUGAAUGCCAUUGAGAAGGCGCGACGCGAUCUGGAGACGUCGCAGCCGAUAGCUGAGGUCGAAGAGGUUAGGUCAGUCGAACUGUCCGCCAAGGAGAUAUCUGUGAAACAAACAUCUAAAGUUGUUGAAAAUCAACAGAUUCCCGAGAAGAUAUCUGUUAAGAAAAUCGCUUGUGAAAAGCCUGUUAAAAAUCAACAAAUAACGGAGGAGAUAUCUGUAAAACAAACAUCUAAAGUUGUAAAAAAUCAACAGAUUACCGAGGAGAUAUCUGUUGAUCAGAUCGUUUGUGAAAAAUCCAAGCUUGUUGAAAAUCACCCCAAUAACGAGAAGGUAUCUGUAGAACAAAUCGCUUGUAAAACAUCUGAUAAAGUUGUUGAUAAUCAACCCAUUAUUGAGAAGAUAUCUGUGGAACAAAUAGUUUGUAAAAAAUCUGAUAAAGUUGUAAAAAAACAACAGAUUCCCAAGGAAAUAUCUGUAAAUCAGAUCGCUUGUGAAGAAUCUAAAACUGUUGCAAGUCAACAAACCAUUACUGGAGCAAAUACAUCCACUACAAAUCAAAAACAAAUCAUCAAAAGUGUAGCAGAAAGAUCAAGUGACGAGGUGCGUCAAGACAAUAAUUGUAAUACAGAUAGAAUCUGUGAGAGGAAGAAGGGAAAGGUUGUGGAGAGUGCAUCAGUAAAGGAGGGGAAGAUUGCGGAAAGUGCAUCAGUAGUGAAGGAGAAGAAAAUUGAGGAAAGUGACAAGUCUGCUGUCAAAGACAGUGUUGAAAAUUGUGUGAAGGUGUCUAAGAAACCAGUUGAGGAGGUGCAAGUCCAAAAGCAGGAAGUUGUUGCGUUGAAAAAGGACAGAGAACAGCCGAAAAUGGCGCUGGACAUCAAGGAGCAACAGAGACAACAGGAUGAGCUGAGUGUGGAUCGGAAGAUGGAACUGUCAAACGAGUCACAUGACGAUGGGGAGAGAGAUUCGGCCAAUCACAGCCCUGCCGAAAUUAUGCUCGAAAGUCCGGCACUCAGCAAUUUCUCCGAUGCUCACAGUGAGGGUUCGAGCGACAGCGGCAAAGGCUGCAGUGACGUGGCAACACCGCCGGCCGGAGGCAGUUCAGUGUCGGAGGAGGCGGAAGCAGCGGAGGCGGCAGAGGCGGAAGCGGAAGAGGCGGGAAGUGACGCGGGGGCGGAAGCGUUUGGCGUGUACGAGUUCAUCAUUCCCCAGCACCUGGUUGGUCGCCUCAUAGGAAGGCAUGGCGCUUUCCUGCAGGAGAUUCGCGGCACCACACACACCAACCUCUUCAUCAAACGCCACCCGGACACUAACAAGCUCAAGAUUUGUGCUGUCGAAGGCGCACAAGCAGACAUUGACGCGGCACUGUCGAUGAUCAGACACAAGUUCCCACUGCGCCGCUACCCAACUCUCACCCUCGAGAAGGUGACAUUUGUACAGGUUGCACCCACCUGCGAGCUCGCUCCAGAACAGUUCCGUUUGCAAUUGGUUGAAGGCGUGAACAACGACGUGAUUCUAUCCAGCCUGGUGUCAGCCGGUCACAUGUUUUUGCAACAGCCAACACAUCCCUCGUUCCAGCAGUUGGCUGCCCUGAAUCAGGUCAUGAACGCCAACUACUGCUACAACGACUCGCCUUCACUCGAGGAACCUGUCAAAGACGGCGUAUGCGCGGCGCCUGCGCCGAUGGGCGGGUGGUUUAGGGCGCAGAUAGUGGCGGUGAACGACGAUGAGAAGACAGUGGAGCUGCGAUUCCUGGACUAUGGCGGCUACUUGUCCUGCGAGUACACCAUCCUCAAGAAGAUGCGCUACGACUUUCUGCUGCUGCCCUUCCAGGCGGUCGAGUGCUGUCUCGCCAACGUCACACCCACAGGUGGGCCAGGAGCCGUAUGGAGUGAAGAAGCAACACUCUUUGUACAAAAUCUAAUCUAUGGAAAGAUUCUGCAGGCACAGAUCUACGACUACACAGAGGAAGGCAUGCCACUCAUUUACCUUUACGUCACUUGUGGAAAUCAGGUGGUGCUAGUUAAUCAAGAACUGGUGGCGAACGGAUUCGCGGAGCCAGUCACGCCCCCCCAGGCGCAAGAAACACAACAACAACAAGAAACAAAAGUCAUAGAAGAAUAGAAACAGCCAAGCAACAUUGUCGGCAACACUACUUUUGUUGUCAACUUGUCGCCAAGAGUCGCCAACAUUGUUUUGUUGUUUUUCAAAGACUGAGGGAAAGACUGUGGCUGUUCCUUGAAAUGCACCUACUAACUAAACGAUGUUAUUUGCUACUUUUAUUUACAAAUAGGUAAUGAGCGGAAAUUUGUAAAUGUAGUGGAGGAGUCUGAACCCCGCAUUCUGUGAUAGUGUCUGUCAGUUUGUAAAUAAUGAUUGAUUAUUAUCGAUAUAUUUAUAUGAAAAAUGCAUCCAUCUGUCUUCUAUGAAAAGUCAUGUAUAACUUAGUUUUAACGAUUGUUACUUGAAUUAUUUUUAUGAAGUAGGUUUAGUAGAUAUUAUCGGAAGUAUGAGAUUGUUAUAAGUUAGUAUUCUUCUUGAAUCUUUUCGUUUUUAUCUUGUCUUCGUCAAACAGUACAUUUUGGCUGCUUUGUUUACAGUAGUUCAACAGCAUAAUAAUUUAUGGGGAUUUUCUAUUCGGUUUUUUCAAAUGUGUGUUUUGAAUAGGAAUAUUGUAAUAGAUGCAUAAUAAUCAUACUCUACAGAACUAGGCUAAUCUUUGUAUGUUGUAAUCCAACUAUAUAUGGUUUGAUAUUUAUAAUGUAAGGUACCAUUUUGCUUUUUCUCAGAUAUCUCUCCCUAAUAACUUAGUAGGUAGUUGUAUACUUACCAUGUUUAGCCAAUACAAUAUUAUUAUUGAUGAAAACUGAAGCUAUAACUUCUAAACAAAAGUCGGUUUGUUAAAAUAUAUUUUGGUUGUUGCGUUAUUCUAUUUUUCGAAUCUAUUCAAGUAAAAAACAUACACAAAAUGUAUUAAUAUUAUUACUUUGGUUGAUCAAUUUGCAGUUUUUCAUUGUUUUCUGGUGCGUCGUAUAAGUCUGUACAUGAUUAAGUGUAUAUGAAGUGUAAUAUUUUUGUGUAAUAACUUCUUUGUCGCAUCUGGUUGUAUAAUAGCAAAUAUAUAAUUUUUAUAAUAAACAUGUC
Molecule: messenger RNA, 3284 nt
Organism: Nilaparvata lugens (brown planthopper)
Lineage: Eukaryota; Metazoa; Arthropoda; Insecta; Hemiptera; Delphacidae
Gene: spoon
Product: A-kinase anchor protein 1, mitochondrial
Exons: 7
Coding region: 1005-2264 (419 amino acids)
Molecular function (GO): RNA binding
Source: RefSeq, a predicted model, not a curated record